UGCGUACCGUUCGUCUGUACUACGUUACUACUGUGUGUAUGUUGACUUGACAGUCUAGUUUCUGGCGCACUGCUGGUCGGGCGUUAGUUGUUGUUUUGCAAUUGAUUUCUUUUCAUUUUCGAUAUUUCAAAAAUUUUUACCAUCAGUGCCGUAGCUAUAAUUGCAUUUAUACAUAUGUGUGUUCAUACCGUAUUUUACAUCAAGAGCAAUAAUUACCGUUUUUAUUAAGCAAUAUUUAAACGACUAAGUCAUAAACAUUUACAUAUUAGUUUUGUGUUAUUGUAAAAAAAAAUACUAUUAAAAUGUUUAACGGAAUCACUAGUCAGAUGAGUAGCUGGAUUGGUAAAAAGCAAGAAGAUGUAGAAGAAACUGUACCAUCACCAAAGACUGAACAGCCUGAGGAGUAUAUUGAAAAAAAAGAAGAUUUAAGUCCAACAAAACCGCCUAGUAAACUAGAGCUGUUGGGUAAUGUGAAAAAUCAAAUGUCCAGUUGGUUAGGAAGUGGUAUAUCUGGUUUGCGUAAAAGUGACAGCGAAGUUGUCCCAGACCCCCCAGCAGAACUUUUACAAGAAGCUACAAAAGAGAGUUUUAAAGAAAAAGAUGAUGAUAACUCCAGUGCUACUGGGGAUCCAGAUACUCCUAUUUCAGAAGGAGAGGAUGAUUUGGGCAAUACUCAAGGAGGAAAUGUAUCAACUAAAGCUCUUCAGGGAGCAAAAUCGAUAGGGAGCUUCUUAUAUAGUGCUGUAAAUAAAGCAGGAAAAACGGUCAGUGAAGCAGGAGCUAAAAUCAAGAAAACUGUUGGAGAAAACGGUAUACUUGGGGAAUUAAACAAAGAACAAGAGUCAUUUUUAAAGGAUAAAAAAGAUAGUGAUGUUGCUGCUGUUCCACCUUGGAUUGGUCAUCCCAACGAAGAAGCUGUCAAAGCUGAAUGUCUUGCAUUAUCUACAGAUAAGCGUAAUUUUGUACGCAGCCCUCCAAUUGGUGUAGAUUUCAGUUUCAAUUAUGAAACUUCGUAUCCUGUUGCUUUGGCUAUUUUAGCCGAAGACCCAAACUUAGAGAAAAUGCGAUUUGAUCUUGUUCCCAAAAUAAUAAAUGAAGAAAGUUUCUGGCAAAACUAUUUCUACAGAGUCAAUUUAAUUUGCAAUGCAAGCAAUUUGGAAUCACUAGAAACAACAGAUUACAAAACAGCAUCAACAAAUAUCAAUUCUGAUUUGACAGACACCAUGAAAAAAGACACUUAUGUGAAAGAAUCAGAGUUUAUAUCCGACACAUUUGCAGAACAUGAUACAAAUGAAAUAAAUGAAAUAAGGAAGAGUUUGAAAGAAAGUUUGGGCGUUGAGUCUUCAGAAAAUGAAGAACAUUGGGAAAAUGAGUUGGAGGCUGAACUACAAGAGUACGAGAUUGUCAAGAACAAUGAUGAUGGCCAAACAGACAAUACAAAAACUGGAUUCGGUGAAAUAUAUGACCUCAAAUAAUUGUUUAUUACAUAGCUGUUAGGUCUCAAAAAUAUUGUUAAAUAUUGAUUUUUUAAGGCUGGUGUUCUAAAGUAGAAUUUAGACUAAUUAAGUAAUGAUUGACUGUUUUAAAUUUUAUUAUUUACAACAUUAAUUAUAUUAUAUAAUAUACCAUACCUAACCAAAAAUUAAAUACCAUUUAUGGUUAACUUAAUAAAAAUUACUUUCAUGUUGUUAAAUUAGUGAUAAUUUAUUAUUAUUAUUAUUAUUAUAUAUUAUUAAAUUAUUAUUAUUACAAUACAAUUUAUUAAACAUGAUUAUUAUAAUACCUUAUAAAACAA
Molecule: messenger RNA, 1795 nt
Organism: Rhopalosiphum padi (bird cherry-oat aphid)
Lineage: Eukaryota; Metazoa; Arthropoda; Insecta; Hemiptera; Aphididae
Product: synapse-associated protein of 47 kDa-like
Exons: 9
Coding region: 303-1475 (390 amino acids)
Cellular component (GO): synapse; cytoplasm
Source: RefSeq, a predicted model, not a curated record